This is a messenger RNA of Cooperia oncophora, 798 nucleotides long. NCBI's taxonomy places the organism in Eukaryota, Metazoa, Nematoda, Chromadorea, Rhabditida, Trichostrongylidae. The record is from the annotation of a GenBank genome assembly.
AUGUUAGCAAGUGGUGGCGACGACAUGCGGGUGUUCGUCUGGCACGUCUCAGAUCUUAUGUUGGAAGAAGCACCAAAACCUGCCGUCAUCAUGGAGCGGGGGCAUAAUUCAAACAUUUUCUGCUACCAAUUUUCUCUCGAUGGCGCUGAGCUGUUUUCUGGUGGCAAUGAUGGUGUGGUGCUACGUCACGAUGUCGCCACGCGCAGAUCGCUAAGCGUUUAUGAAGAGCGCCAUCCCGUAUAUAGCAUAUCAGCUAAUCCAAUUGACAUCAAUAUCGUAGCAGCCUCCCGAGAAGGGGGAGUGGUAUCUUUUUACGAUCGUAGAGAAAAUAAAGAAGGUUCCUUCUGUCUUAUUGAUGAAGGUCAACUUUUUCGUGGCCAGUACAAUCCUGCCAAUGCACUUUUCUUUGCCACAGCAUCUAAUCGAGGUGUACGUCUGUAUGAUCUUCGGAAUCGUAAGAAGCCUCUACUUGAUCUGAGAACAUUCGUCAGUGAAGCCAUCUAUGUGGAAUGGAACUCGACUGGCACUGCUCUUACCGCCUUGCAAUCGCACUCGAAUCCAGUCUUUAUAGAUCUUACUGAGCGCCGGCGUGUUGAACUGAAGGAUCCUGAGUACAGUAACGUUCACACGAUCAAGUCUGUGACAUUUAUGGAUGAUGGUAUGGUGAUGACUGGAAGUGAUGACUUCAAUAUAUAUGCAUGGCGAUUGCCAUCUCCGGCCCAAGGCAAGUAUUGGUUCCAGUUUGUACGUAUUCCACUUCGGCUACUCAAUGCUGUCGCGCGCAGUACAAGGGAAUAA